AGCAGCACUCGGCGUCGAUCCUGCAGGGGAGAGAGCGAGAUAGGUGAGGACUGCCCCAGUUUGUUGGGGAUCCUUCGCAGUACCGGGGCGUGGUGAAGGACCGGCCCCAUCGAGCCUUCUUCCUAACCGCGUGGCUCACCCCCUCCCCGCCUUGCAACCCCUUUGGCUUCUCGCCUUCCGAUUUCGAUUCCAGCGCCUCGAGUUCUUCACUCUUCGCACCAGGUCCGUUUUUUUGUCGGAGAUGGUGGCUUGCCUUCCCUUUUUUUCCCUUCAUGCUGCCCAUCGCAUUUGUAUACAUUUCUUGUACGCACCUUCCACGACGAUAUUUGAACCUCGAAACUGAAUUACUGGGGGAAGGGAGUCGUUGUGAAGGAGAACUCCUAGAUUUUUGCUGCCUGUAAAUCAUGGCAAGACGUGCUCCUAGGAACCCUUUCGAUGACGAGGAGACUUACUCGAAGUCUCGUCCUGAUGGAAGUGCUGGGAGGAAGGGCGUGAUUAAAACCCAAACUGCAGAUGAGGAUGAACUUUUCAGCUACAGUUCCUCGAAGCCCAAGCCUGGAUACAACAACGGGGGUGGGGAGGACAGCGAGGAAUUUGUCAAUCAAGCGGUGUUGGAUCUUGAGAAGCACGCUGUAAAGAAGUCGCAGGAGACGACAUCAACGUUGAAAAACUGUCUUCGAGUUGCAGAGGAUACCAUGGGCAUUGGCGCGCAGACCCUCAUUAGCUUGCAUGAGCAGGGUGUUCAAAUUGAGCGUACCCACGAGAAGGCUGUUCAUAUUGACCAGCAUUUGAGCAGGGGUGAGAAGCUGCUGGGUAGUCUUGGAGGAGUGUUUUCCAAGUCUUGGAAACCCAAGAAGACAAAGAAGAUCACGGGACCAAUGGUUGGCCGUGCUAACAAUAAUAAUAAUAAUAAAGAGAGCGCCGAGGAUCGUGAAGCCUUGGGAUUAAAUGGUAGUCAAGCGAAGAAGACAUCCGGAUCUGGAUCUCAGCAUGAUAGAGAGACAUUUCAGGGACAAAUCGCUGCUGAAAGGGAAACCCAGGAUGACAUGCUUGAUGACUUAAGUAAUGUACUUUCACAAAUGAAGGAAAUGUCAAUGGAUAUGAACACAGAGAUUGAAAGGCAAGCCCCUGGCAUUGAGCAUCUUCAUGAUGAUAUUCAAGAAGUAAAUGCAAGAGUCAAGAGAGCCAAUAUUAGAGGACAAAGAUUGCUUCGAAGAUGAGCAAUUUGAGUUGGAAAUUGCCAACCAGUAACAAGGGAUUGCUUCCUUUUGGGACUGCUGGCUAAACCCACCCAAGCUCAACCUUGAUUUGUUGCUGCCUUAUUUGUUUUUCUCUUAUUUUUUUUAUUUCUUUACUUUUCUUUCUGAGACCUGAGAAAAUGUAGGAAUGAUCUCAGUUUCUGAAUUUCCUUUGGCAAGUUUUAGAGGGCUUAAAUAUUAUUCAUCCCUCAGCGAGCGGUUUGUGAUGUAGAAUGUGGGUAUUCGUUUGUAAGUGAUUCAUGGUAGUGAUGUAGAUGUUCUGAGCAUAUGAGCCUUCCGUGCUCUAAUUUAUAAGAAGCUACGUGAAGGCAUCUUAUCAGCCUUAAUCACUCAUCUCGACAGUGAAUUGAACCUUUGGUAGUGAACGAUUAUGCACAUGAGCCAACAGAGUCGCGUGACGAACAGAACCUUGUUCUUAGUAAAUGCUUUUCGCCUUUUUCCUAGAU
Molecule: messenger RNA, 1705 nt
Organism: Physcomitrium patens
Lineage: Eukaryota; Viridiplantae; Streptophyta; Bryopsida; Funariales; Funariaceae
Product: SNAP25 homologous protein SNAP33
Cellular component (GO): SNARE complex; plasma membrane
Molecular function (GO): SNAP receptor activity
Source: RefSeq, a predicted model, not a curated record